AUCGUUUGGUUCAUCAACGCAUUAUUUUACUUUGCAAAGCGAAUAUCUGUUAGCAAAAAGUUAACGAAUUGAAACAUUUCACUAGUCCAUAACAUAAAAAUGUUGUAGUGUCCAAGCUAGUGCAUACUGGGUAACGCCAAAUGCCCUUGGGGUCUCCUGACAACUGUAGCUGUGAAACCGGAUUAUGAGUAGGAUUAACUUCCUGGGAUUUUGGCAGAACCCAGGGCUGGUGGUUGCGGCAUUCUGCCACCUGAGUAUGAUGGAGUGAUACUCAUUAGAAAUGGCUGACGGGCUUAUGUCGCAACAGUCCCGUUAAAACCCUGGCAACCCUGCGUUCCCCCCGUCGUCGUUAAGUUGAAGUGGUAGGUGUAAGUUGAGACGAUUUCUUCUGCGCUGGUUGGCUCUGAACGUAGAGCCUCAUAAGGGUGUACGUCGACCCUCACUUGGCCUCUUCACUGAGAUAACCUUGGGAUUAUUAAAGGCGACUGGUUUUUCGGUGGACGAAUAGCGAUACUGAGUGGAGACCCAUUUGCACGGACACUAACAAGAAUAAGACAAACGUUGACUGAAAGUUGACACAGGGAGGGGAAGGAAUGUCGAAACCGAUGCCCAGAUCUGUCCCGGAUGGGAGUGCUGCUCCUGGGGCGACAGAACCGGCUGGCGAAAUGCAGCAAUACCAAUACCCCAAUAAGAAUCUCUACGAGAGCAAUAGCUCGGAAGCUGAAGACUGACCGCCGCAUGGCGGCAAAAAUCGUGGUCAUGCUGGUCAGGUGUCAGAACAGUAAGCUUAUGCACUCCACUGAGCCAAGAAGGGGCUGAGCCAAAGCGAAGACAUUAGAGCAAGAACGGACGUAACUGAAACCUAACCAGCGAUCAAGCGAUAAAGGUUGCAUGAAGGAGAAGCCUCCCUUGGAAAAGGAAUGCGUAAGGGAGCUGCGCCAACUUUAACGAAAUUUUUAAAAUCUCUGGCUUAACGUAGCUAGGCGUGUUCGACUGCAGUAUUCCUGCGAGGAAUGGAAGAAAGUAGCGGCCGCUAUUUCCUCAGUCUUCCUGAAGGUAGCCAGAGAAAACCCUGGAUCACCCCGAAAAAGUGAGAGUGGUCACUGGAUGCGCCGAUGAACGAUCGGCUGUUCUAUAUAAGGAGGCAUUCUCGGGUGGGGUAUGGAAGCUAGUCAGGCUGAAGGCUGUGGACAAAGCUUCGACAUAGAUCUCGCGACUGGUUGCCAGCUGAACUUUCCUCAACGAGUGUAAUUGAAGAAAUCUUCAGAUACUGCAAACCGUCGCUGUCAACACAUUAGUGGAGGGUAAUAAGGCUGGAGGGAACAGAGGAACAAUAUCGGCAAGCGCUAAUUCUGCUAAAUGCGGAGUCCGGCGGUCCUUCUUCAAAUUUAUAUUUUUAAAAUUUAAAAUUUUUAUAGUCUCGCGAUACGUUGCUGUUGUGUAUAAUAUUUUUGUUUACCUAACGCUUGUUUGUAACACCUAAAACUAAUCGAAAUAAGACGAAACGAAUUCCGAGUAACAUAAAUAUGGUAAUUAAACUUGGAAGAGUUCGUUGGUACCCAACGCCACGCAGUAUCAUGUUUUACGGCUCCCAAGGGUCUCCCGAAAUUUCCGUUUCAACUAUUCUUAGGUGUGGUCAGUACGGUAGAAACAUGAUUAUCGUAAUGACUUGCAAAAAUAUGGUUUCGCUAUUCUAUACUCCAACAGAAGUUUAACUUGCUCAAUUUGAAAAUAAAUUGCGUUAGAUUUUCACCCGCAAUAAUCUUAUCGUACUCACUUAUAGAUACGAACUACGAGUAUAAAUAUUGAACUCACGAAUAACUACCAUCAGUUGGUGCUCAAUGCUGAGCUUGUGUAGUCAAACUUGUAUAUCAAACAGUGAGAUAAUCUACGACGAAAGUGAGAAACGAAAACAUGACAGUGACAGAAAUUUUGUUGAGCAUUAUUUUGGCUGCCGUUGCCGCGGUCAUUUAUAUAGCGCAUCGCAACCUAACAUAUUGGCAAAGGAAAGGCAUUCCGCAUGAUUCGCCUCAUUGGAUUCAUGGCAAUCUAAAUGGUGUUGCAAAGACUCUGACUGUUGGCGAAGCUUUCACUAAAGUAUACAGACGGCAUUUGGGGUCGGGCCCCUUUUGCGGUCUUUACUUUCUUCAAAAGCCGUCGGUCCUUGUGCUCACACCGGAGUUGACCAAGCAGGUGUUAAUUAAAGACUUUAACAACUUCAGCGAACGUGGCCUUUAUGUCAAUGAGGAGGAUGAUCCCCUCACUGGGCAUUUGUUUUUGUUACAAAGUCAGAAAUGGCGCAUAAUGCGCAAUAAAUUAACACCCACCUUUACCUCUGGGCAAAUGAAGUUCAUGUUUCCCACUGUGGUUUCGGUGGCUGAGCAACUUGUUGAAACCUUAAAUGGCGACAUCAAGAAGAGUAACGUAAUCGAGAUCAAGGAAAUUUUAGCACGUUUCACCACUGAUGUGAUUGGAUCUUGUGCUUUUGGCAUAGAGUGUAACAGUCUCAAGAACCCUGAUGCUAUUUUCCGUCAAAUGGGUCGUCGUCUUUUUACCGAUCGUCGUCAUUCUAAUUUCGUUGACAGUAUGAUAGCGGCCGCUCCGAAUGUGGCACGAAAACUUCAUGUACGUCUGGUACCGGACGCGAUAAGUGAUUUCUUCUUGAACAUUGUACGUGAAGCAGUAGAUUAUAGAGAGAAGGAGAAUGUGCAGCGUAAUGAUUUUUUGAACAUUCUGAUUGAAUUAAACAAAGGAAAAUUAAAGUUCGACGAUAAAGUCGAGGAAAAAGGGCUUACGUUGGAGGAGAUGGCGGCGCAGGUGUUAAUCUUCUUUAUAGCUGGCUUUGAGACAUCAUCUUCGACUCUUACAUUUUUACUCUAUGAGUUGGCCCUAAAUCCAGACAUUCAGAAGCGCCUACGCGAAGAAAUAUUUGAGGCGGUUGAAAAUCAUGGCGGUAAGGUGACCUAUGAAUGCGUAAAUUCGAUGUCUUAUAUGAAGCAGGUUGUAUCAGAAACCCUUCGUAAAUAUCCAGUAUUACCACAUUUGCAGCGUAAGACUAUGGCCGAUUAUGUUGUGCCUGGACAUCCAAACUAUGUGAUAGAAAAAGAUACAACUGUAUUCAUACCAGUAAUGGCAAUGCAUCAUGAUCCCGAGAUUUACCCGGAUCCCGAAAAAUUCGACCCUGAACGUUUUGCACCGGAUGAAAUGAAAUCACGAGACCCUAUCUAUUGGCUGCCGUUCGGUGAUGGUCCACGUAAUUGUAUUGGGUUGCGUUUUGGUCAAAUGCAGAUACGCGUCGCCCUGACAUACUUAUUAAGUAACUUUGAAUUUAGUCCUUGUCCGAAGACUGAGAUUCCUUUGGUAUUCGAUCCCAAAGAGUUUUUAACCUCUACCAAAGGCGGCAUCCAUCUGAAAGUACAGUCGAUUUAAGGCGACGUAUUUCUCUUCAGUUUAUUUUUAGUUCAGUUUAAAGGAAACCCCUAAUUAAACCUUUAAAUUAAAUAUUUCGUCAGACUUUUUUUCGA
Molecule: messenger RNA, 3524 nt
Organism: Bactrocera dorsalis (oriental fruit fly)
Lineage: Eukaryota; Metazoa; Arthropoda; Insecta; Diptera; Tephritidae
Product: cytochrome P450 6a8-like
Exons: 3
Coding region: 1915-3429 (504 amino acids)
Molecular function (GO): monooxygenase activity; oxidoreductase activity, acting on paired donors, with incorporation or reduction of molecular oxygen; iron ion binding
Source: RefSeq, a predicted model, not a curated record